Mytilus californianus (California mussel) is the source of this 2568-nucleotide messenger RNA. RefSeq lists its product as uncharacterized. The transcript is spliced from 2 exons. The record is from RefSeq and is a predicted model, not a curated record. Bases 773 to 2548 code for a protein of 591 amino acids. NCBI's taxonomy places the organism in Eukaryota, Metazoa, Mollusca, Bivalvia, Mytilida, Mytilidae.
GUGUGAUUUUAAGAGUUUAUAAGAUAACUAAUCAACAAACUUUGAUGCAAAAUAUAUUGAUAAGGAUUUCCAGUAAUAUGAUUUAGGUGUUGAUAAGAUAAAUAAUUCAGGGAGAAUGGAGAACACAUCUAAUUGUAAAUAUACUGAUUCUUGAUUUUUGAUUACUCAACACGAGAGGAGGACAUUCAAGAAAUUGUUCCCCGCUGAGUCAGGCGUUAGAGUAGAAUAAAAAUAAAGUGAUUAAUUCAUUUAAUUAUCCCUUCAUCUGUGUUUAGCUCAAGUCAUGAUAGAUCUGACUUUGUUCUCAGCUCAAACGAAAAAACAAACGGACAGAUUUAUGAACAAACAAUAACCGAAAUAUAAAUACAAUAUAAAGUAACAAACGACAACAGUAUCUGUUUAGCAAAGAUCUAGCCUUUUGUUUCCUGAGUAGAAGCUUAGGGUUACAGUCGGUUAAAAACGGUAAUCAGACUUUUGUAGAUUAAGCCAAUGUUCUUACUCAAAGAAUGUCACAUUAUCGUUGUUUAUCUUUGACAGGAACACACAACCAUUAAAGAACAUGGCUGAUAGUAAAAAAGAGUCAUUGCUGUUUUAAAAAUACUUAUGUCACAAAAUUGGAACACAAGUGGAUGUACGGACUAGACGACUGAGUUUCAUUAUUUGCGAUAUCCACAACCACCCACAAAAACGUAAUGCAUUUAGACUUUUUCCCGAAAUAAGCAGUGGAAGUAAAGCCGAAGGUCUGAAUUUGAGUGGAAGUGAUGUAGACAUUAUGUUAAUUGAUAUGCGUUUUGAAGUUUAUGAAUCCGAAAGUGAAGUUGUGCAAGGCUGGAAGGUAGUCCUUAUAAUGGAUACAGAAGAUGCACCACAUUGCUUUUCAAAACUGCGUUUACUUAUAGAUAACAACCGUAUAGAAGAUAACACUGGAAUAUUUAAACGUUUCUUACAUUUUGAAGGAUCUAAGAGUCUCUUAUCAAGUGAAUUGUACAAAGAACAUAACCUUACUAUGAUAAGGCAAGCUGCACCAAAGUUCAACACAAUUCAUGGUCCUUGUAUAUCAGAUUAUAAUGAACGUUAUGAUUUUGCACAUUGUCUAAAAUGUGCCAAAUGGAUAUCUCAGGCACACCCAUGGAUCCAUAGACCACGUGCAGCAUGGCCUAGCGCAGACAACAUUGAAAAAAUAAUCAAAUGUGGCGUUUUAUUUGUUCCCAUUGGAUGCAAAGAAUCUAGCAUUGAAAACCUUCAAUGGCGAAUAUCAUUUUCCGUACCAGAGAAAAUUCUUAUCUUUUCAUUCAACCAUACCCAACUUCUAUGCUAUGCAUUGUUAAAAAUCUUUUUAAAAGAAAUUAUAGAGAAAUAUGAAGAUUUAAAAGGUUUACUAUGUUCGUAUUUCUUGAAAACGCUCAUGUUUUGGAUUUCAGAAGAAUACGAUUUAUCUAUCUGGACCCCAUACAAUAUAAUAUCCUGCUUCAAGGUGUGCUUACGAAGACUUUUAUACUGUGUCAAAUACUCAACAUUACUUCACUUUUUCAUACCUGACAAUAAUUUAUUCUAUUUGCGGUUCAACGAACAAAAUAAGGUGACCUUACUGAAGCUCCUUAAAGAUGCAUACAACCAAGAUAUCAAAUGUUUCUCGUCAUCAAAAACUUUGAAUGAUUAUCGAAGAUAUGUCACCGGAAUAUUUGAUGGAUCCUUCAGCAUUGUAUCGGAAAUCAUGAAAAUCUUUUCAAGUGGCCUUGCUUCAUCAAAGCAUGGAAAUAUAUUUUGUCUAUUGAGAUAUUUCCUGUAUCAUUCUAGGAGCUCUUUAUCGAGAGAUCUUUUUACUUUGUUUCUAUCGUAUGCGAACACCUGUGAAUCACAGCAUUCACGAAUUCACAGCAAACAUAAUAAGCAAAAAUAUUUUACAUACAGACGUAAUAUCAGUCAACUAUUGAUAAGCGUGCACUCAGAUGCUGUAUCUGGGUGGUUGUUGUUAGCCUCUUUUUUCUACAAUCAUAAAAAAUACAUGGUGUCGAUCUUGCUGAUAGAUUAUGUUUUCUCGAAAUACACCGAUGAAAAAUUAGAAGCUCCAAACGGUGUCUGGCUCGGUUUCAAUCGGAACCAACAGUUAAUGCUCAAUUUGACAAAACACGAAAAUAUUUUAACUGUUUUAAAGGCAUUUACAAUACAAGAGCUGAGAUUUAGUGAUAACUCACAAAUGAUUCCUUUUGAACUGCAACAAGUUAUAAUGACUAAGGAGAAUCGCAUCAUUCAUCCAAGACCAUUUGCACAUUUCCUGAGUUUUUUAUGCUAUUACCAUUUACGUGACUUAACAUCCUGCAGACGUUCUAUGUAUCAGUUAAACCAAACAGUCAAAGAUUGUAACCCUGUUCAGAUUUGUCGUGAUGGCAAUACUGUGCAACUAAAAUAUUUUCAAGAUAGUAGACAUUUAAAUUUUUUUGAUUUGGUUUAUACUGUGAAAUUUUUGGGAAUUUCACAUAACAUGAUCGGUGAACCUGUCAGUGGCCUUGCAAGAAAAUAUUCCCAAAUGUUUGACAAUAUGAAAUAAAAUGUCUCGUUGCAAGAAGA